Parasteatoda tepidariorum (common house spider) is the source of this 3485-nucleotide messenger RNA. It is a transcript of the gene arm, whose product is annotated as armadillo. Gene Ontology annotation, biological process: cell adhesion. The record is from RefSeq and is a predicted model, not a curated record. Gene Ontology annotation, molecular function: cadherin binding. Lineage: Eukaryota; Metazoa; Arthropoda; Arachnida; Araneae; Theridiidae.
GAAUAUACCAAGAAUUAGAGAAAGGCAUCUUUAUCCCUCUCCCUACUAAUGAAUUCCUGCUGGACAACUGAGAACUUUUUGUUUCUGAACCCUGUUGAGCUUUUCUGCUCUGGAAAAUAGUGAAAGUAACUGCAAACUUUCAAAGACCAGUGCAACAAGGGGUUGUGAUGGCUAUUUUUCCUUUCCCAUAUAAAUCUAUGUAUUGACAGCAAUGACAAACUAAGAGUAUUACAUCAGGGCACUAACAUACUUCAGGGAGCAACAGGGUGGAUCCUUUUGGCUAAAUGGGCAGCAGAGUGCUGUGCCCUGUUUACCCUGCCUAGAAUGAGCUCUGUGUGUACUUAUAGAAUUAAUAUCCUACAUAAAUGAUGUCAUGCUUGAAGGGUGUUCCAGAAAUUGUGACAGUGAUAAUGUGAAGGAGAAGGAUAACAAAGGUAAGGAGGGUUUAACAUCGGUUGCUUAAAACCAACUGUUGCAUAUAACCAACAUUACAAAAUGAGUUAUCAAAUGCAAUCUCCUGCUCCUCCUGUUUCAAGACCAAUGUCACACGGGAACUAUAGCAACCCUCCUGAUAUGCCACUAGCAAAUCCGAAGGAGCAAACCUUGAUGUGGCAACAAAAUUCUUAUAUGGGUGAUUCAGGAAUUCAUUCUGGAGCAUCUACCCAUGCUCCUGGGACACUCUGUGGUAAAGAAGAUGAUCUUGAAAGUGAACAAAUAGUUUUUGACUGGGAUCAACCUGGAUUUGGCCAAGGUUUCACUCAAGAACAAGUUGAUGAAAUGAACCAACAGUUGAACCAGACUAGAUCCCAAAGAGUCAGAGCUGCUAUGUUUCCUGAAACUUUAGAAGAAGGACUUGAAAUCCCCAGUACACAGUUUGAUCCCACUCAGCCUACUGCUGUCCAGCGAUUAGCUGAACCCUCUCAAAUGCUUAAGCAUGCUGUUGUUAAUUUAAUUAACUACCAGGAUGAUGCUGAUUUAGCCACCAGAGCCAUUCCAGAAUUAGUGAAACUCCUCAAUGAUGAGGAUCAAGUAGUUGUAAGCCAAGCAGCAAUGGUCGUCCACCAGUUGUCGAAAAAAGAGGCGUCUCGACAUGCAAUAAUGAACUCGCCACAAAUGGUGGCAGCAUUGGUGCGUGCCAUGACUUCUUCGAAUGAUCUGGAGACCACCAAAUGUGCUGCUGGGGUCUUGCAUAAUUUAUCACAUCACCGUCAAGGCUUGCUGGCUAUCUUCAAAUCUACUGGUAUUCCUGCUCUAGUUAAACUUUUGAGUUCUCCUGUUGAGUCUGUUUUGUUUUAUGCUAUAACCACCCUUCACAACCUAUUAUUGCACCAGGAAGGAUCCAAAAUGGCUGUUCGUCUUGCAGGGGGUCUCCAGAAGAUGGUGACUCUCCUACAAAGGAACAAUGUGAAAUUUCUUGCUAUUGUAACUGACUGUUUACAAAUUUUAGCAUAUGGAAACCAAGAGAGUAAGCUUAUUAUUCUUGCCAGUGGAGGUCCUGCUGAAUUAGUGCGUAUUAUGAGAUCCUACACCUAUGAAAAACUGCUGUGGACAACUUCCAGGGUUUUGAAAGUACUUUCAGUAUGUUCAAGUAAUAAACCUGGCAUUGUUGAAGCUGGUGGGAUGCAAGCAUUAGCUAUGCAUUUGGGUCAUCAGAGCCAGCGCUUAGUUCUCAACUGCCUGUGGACUCUUCGUAACUUGUCAGAUGCUGCUACCAAACAAGAUAAUGUGGAUGGACUCUUGCAAGGUCUUGUUCAGUUGCUGGGAAGCAGUGACAUCAAUGUUGUCACUUGCGCUUCUGGAAUUCUAUCAAACAUGACCUGCAACAAUCAUCGUAAUAAAGUUACCGUGUGCCAAGUUGGAGGGAUUGAAGCACUUGUUCGUGCUAUCAUCCAGGCUGGAGAUAGAGAAGAAAUAACAGAACCUGCUGUAUGUGCUCUUAGGCACUUAACCAGUCGCCAUCCAGAGGCUGAAAUGGCUCAGAAUGCUGUUAGAUUGCACUACGGUCUGCAAGUGAUUGUCAAAUUGUUACAUCCUCCAAGCAGAUGGCCAUUAAUUAAGGCCGUCAUCGGACUGAUAAGAAACUUAGCCCUGUGCACAGCUAACCAUGCUCCAUUACGAGAGCAUGGUGCAAUUCCUAGAUUGGUGCAGCUACUCAUAAAAGCAUACCAGGACACCCAGAGGCAACGCUCUAGUGUCGCUUCAAGCAACAGCCAAAUAGCAUAUGUGGAUGGCGUUAGGAUGGAAGAAAUUGUAGAAGGUACUGUUGGUGCUUUACAUAUUCUUGCACGUGAAGCACACAACAGGGCAAUAAUUAGAGGGCUUAACGUUAUUCCCGUGUUUGUGCAAUUGCUGUAUAAUGACAUUGAGAACAUUCAGAGAGUUGCAGCUGGAGUGUUAUGUGAACUUGCAUCAGACAAAGAAGGUGCAGAAAUGAUAGAAGCUGAAGGUGCAACUCCACCUCUCACCGAGCUUCUACACUCCAGAAAUGAAGGUGUUGCAACAUAUGCAGCUGCUGUUCUAUUCCGUAUGUCUGAAGAUAAGCCGCAAGAUUACAAGAAAAGGCUGUCAGUAGAGUUGACCAACUCUCUCUUCAGAGAUGUUGAAGGUCCAUGGACUGCUAUGCCAACUGAUAUGGAUAUUAACAUGCUGGGUCCAGAAGAAGCUUACCAUGAUCAGAUCUAUCAAGGAAGCCAAGGUCCACCAAGUGUCCAUUCAACUGGACCAAGACACAACCAAUACACUCCACAAGGUUAUAACAUUCAGGUCCCUAUUGAUUCGAUGCAAGAUCUUGAUCUCGGGGGACAAGUCGGGCACGGUGGAUAUGGUACUUUGGAUACUAACAUGGAUUUAGAUGGACCUCCCGAUAUAAACUUUGAUACCCUAGAACCCAUGUUGCCCUCUCCUCAGCAAAAUGGCGAUGGUUCUCAUCAAAUGGCUGCUUGGUACGACACUGACCUUUAAAUGGAUUCGUCACCACUCCUAUCUUUUAAGUAGCCGGCUGCUUGGUGUUUGUCAUCACAUUUUAAUGAACUUUUUAUUUAUGUGUACUUUUUUUUACAUACUAUAUAUAUGAAAGGAUAUAUUAAGUGUCAUGCCCGAUUCAAGUUACGUUUUCUUUUAGAUAUAUGUUGGAUUAUUUUUUAGUCUUGUGGCAGCUUUUUAAACAUGUAUCUUUAUUUUUGUAGUUUUUAAUGUUUAUCUUGUGCUUAUUUUUUUUUAAUGGUAAGUUGGAGUUUAAGAUGUACAUCUUCCCCCUAUUUAAAAGAGAGAAUUCAUUUCAUAUUAUUGCAUUUAUGUUUGUUUAAAUAAAAUGACUCCUCUGUAUAUUGCUAUUAAACCAUUCUGGUAUUUUCCUUAGUUACUGCAAAUGUUUUCCCCUCUUUGACUUUUAAGAACAAAAAUACAAAUUUAAAUGUUUAAUUAAAUGUUACUAAAAUAAAUUUAUCCGAUGCUUUUGUAUUGCAAUAUUAUCUCACAAUAACUAA